Pecten maximus is the source of this 1488-nucleotide messenger RNA. RefSeq lists its product as uncharacterized. Gene Ontology annotation, molecular function: protein binding; zinc ion binding. The transcript has a single exon. The coding region runs from base 1 to 1488 and encodes 495 amino acids. NCBI's taxonomy places the organism in Eukaryota, Metazoa, Mollusca, Bivalvia, Pectinida, Pectinidae. The record is from RefSeq and is a predicted model, not a curated record.
AUGGCGGCCCAGGUACCAGUCCCUGGAUGUAAACGACAUUCAGGGAAGGGAUUCGUUUACGUCUGUCAAUCGUGCGAACACCAGUUACUUUGUAUGGACUGUAUUAAGGAGAGACACAACGGUCACACACUCGGGAAGCUAACUGAUUACGUUGCCGACCAGAAACGGGAAAUACAGAAGUAUGUUGACAAGCUUUCCAAAACCGACAUUCCUAAAAUCGAGCGGGAUAUUCGUGAAAGUGAGACAAACGGAGGAGGAUAUCAGAAAACCAUCAGUGACAUUAAACGUCAGGGGAAACAGAUGAAAGACAACAUAGAUCAUACCAUUGACUUGUUAGUGAAGAUGUGUACUGAACUAGAUAGACUAAAUACAAAUAUAUCUGAGAAAAACAAAACUGCAUUAACCAAACACCUGAAGGAUGAGUUGAAGCCCAAACUGGACAGAUGCCAGGAAGUACUGACAUCCGGUACAACCGUUGACGUCACUACAUUAGCGCGGGAAAUCGAGAAUACCUCAACUGUCCCACCUACUCUUGAAAAAUUACGGACAGUGGAGUUCAAACCCGGGACGACAUCAACCGAACUCCUGGAACGCAUGCUUGGAAAGAUACUAGUUGAUGGCAAAACCCAGUCGUGCCAACCGUUUCUGACACCUGUGGUUUUGUCCGAAUUUACGACGUCAUUCCAUAGCGCUACAUGUUGUACAUGCCUUACUAGUGACGAGGCAUGGCUACCGCACUGGGACAGUGAUCAAGUGUACCGUAUGGAUUUAAAAGGCAAGUUGAAGGAACAAAUCGAGUGUACGGUCAAAGUCGAAUCGAUCGCCGUAUCCCCGACCACGGGCAAUAUGUGGCUCUGUGUGGGAAGUGACCGAAGUAUCCGGGAAAUCACGACGGGUGGUGACAUUGUUACACGCUUUAACGUUAACACAUCGCCGCGUUCUCUGUGUAUCACUACAGAUGACACGGUUCUGUUGGGGAUACCGGGAAGGAUACAGCUCUAUACAUUAGACGGCCGGGUAGUGUCAGCUGGACAGGCCGGCCCUUGUCGACAGGUGGCCAUGUGUCCACAUCACAUGGUGUCAUGUACACUGACCGGGGACGUAGCUGCUGUUGAUAGUGAUGGCGUCGAAAAUAAUGACUUCAUAGCCGGUAAGGAACCGGACAAACAGCCGCACGUGAUCGUGAUGGAUAAACACCUGAACCUGAAGUUUAUCUGGAAAGACAUUCGUACAGCCAAAUCAAGCGAAAAGUUCAAUCCAGCGCCGAAAUUUUGUCCGAACGAUGUUUGCUUUGAUGGUGCAGGUGAUGUUCUAGUAGCAGAAUCGGUUACCAAGUCGGUACUACUGUUUGACAGGAACACUGGACGCUGUAUGAGGACUGUUUAUACUUCUGAUGGAGAAACACCUUUGAGUAUCAGCCUACACGGAGAUGGUACCUUUUGGAUCGGACACGGGGAUCGAAAAAUGAAGAUACUCAAAUUCAAAUAG